Molecule: messenger RNA, 1648 nt
Organism: Phragmites australis (common reed)
Lineage: Eukaryota; Viridiplantae; Streptophyta; Magnoliopsida; Poales; Poaceae
Exons: 5
Coding region: 16-1323 (435 amino acids)
Source: RefSeq, a predicted model, not a curated record
CCAUAAAACCCCGAGAUGCGGGCCAUUUUCCUCAAGGUCCCCAAGCAAUUUCCAUUUCCACCACUCCUCUCCUCGCAGCGCGCACCAACCCGCCGUCCUCUACUGCCACUCCUCCUCAUGGCCGACCCCUCCCGCUCCUCACCCACGGCCAGCGACGCCCCGCUCGCGGCGCCGGUGCCGGCGGCCUACGCGCCGGACACGGCCCUCGCCGCCGCUGCGCCGGAUCCGGACGUGGAGUUCGGGUUCCAGCGGCCGGAACUCGGGAAGGAGAAGCUGACCGGGACGGUAGGGUUCCACGAGCGCCACGUGUUCCUCUGCUACAAGGGCCCCGAGGUGUGGCCGUCCCACGUCGAGGCCGCCGAGUCCGACCGCCUCCCCCGCCUCCUCGCCGCCGCCAUCAAGGCCAGCAAGCCCAACCUGAAGAAGACCACCAAAUUGACCAUUUGUGAAGGAGAAGAUGGCACUGAGUCAUCAAAUGGAGAUGUGUUGAUCUUUCCAGAUAUGAUCAGAUACAAAGGGCUGACCCAUUUUGAUGUCAACAACUUUGUUGAAGAAGUACUUGUGAAAGAUACUGAGUGGCUUCCUGGAUCUCCUGAGGCUAUUAGAGGUUCCUAUGUUUUUGUUUGCUCCCAUGGAAGCAGGGACAAAAGGUGUGGUGUUUGUGGACCUGCUUUGAUUAAAAGGUUCAAGGAAGAGAUAAAUGGACUAAGCCUUGAUGGUCAGGUGUCUGUUAGUGCAUGCUCACACGUGGGAGGUCAUAAGUAUGCAGGAAAUGUCAUCAUUUUCAGUUCCGAUGCUAAUGGAGAAGUUACUGGUCAUUGGUACGGUUAUGUUGUUCCUGAUGAUGUGCCUGUCUUGCUGCAUAAACAUAUUAGACAAGGAGAAAUUGUGAACCAUCUUUGGAGGGGUCAGAUGGGUUUAUCUGAGGAGCAGCAGAAGAAAGCUUUCGAGCUUAGGAACACGACAACUGGUGGAGCGAGUGCCAAAGAACCCCUUGAAGAAACUGGAACAGAUGGUGCUUCUUGCAACCCUGCAGCGGCUGGUGGAUGCUGCCAGGACAAUGGUAGCUUUACUUGCUGCCAAAGUGAUCUGCCAAAGGAAAAACAGGAUAAGAGUGUUACACCUGAGCAGAACGAGAAGGGCUCUGAGAAGGAGAAUGACAAAGAGAGCGGUGCCGGCAGCAAGAAGGGGCACACAAAGAUAUGCCCGAUGCCCACCUGGUUUGAGACCUGGGAGAGGGCUGACACCAAUGCCGCUCUUGCUGUUGUUGCAGCUGCUGCCUCGGUGUUUGUCGCUUUCAGAAUAUACAAGAACCUCAGUUGAGAACUCGAGAUCCUUGAAGAAAUACCUUAAACAAGUCUAAAUUUUGUGCGCUACGGGCAGUCAACUGAAGUAAAACAGUCUGCCAUGAUAAUAAUAAUAUACUUGUGCAUAGUAACGCAAGGGUAGGGCUUUAAGUAGCUUAUCUGGAGACGGUGAUGAAAAGGUGUCACGCUUACUGUUCUCGUAUCAAACUCCAUGUGAAACUCCACUACGACAGAAGUUUCAAUGUCUUAGCUGCUGUUUAUCUUUGCAAGGUGAUGGGCUGGGCAUCAACAAUCACUGUGACGAUGUUAUCUUUUGUUUGCAUUUUGGAUGUUCUGGAGCA